Molecule: messenger RNA, 534 nt
Organism: Adineta ricciae
Lineage: Eukaryota; Metazoa; Rotifera; Eurotatoria; Adinetida; Adinetidae
Source: the annotation of a GenBank genome assembly
AUGUUCAAACUUCUUGCUUAUUUUACACUCGCAGCCAUUUUCAUGUUGACAACGAAUGGCUUUAUGUUCAGUCACAAAGAAAAAUGUCAAAUAUCGGUUUACAAAGGUGGUAAAGAUUUUAGCGGUGAUAAAAUUAUGGCAAAUAAAUCAUUCAUUCCUUAUUUGAAAUCGAUUGGUGCUGUUGCGAAAGGAUGUAACGUGCGAAUUCAUGUUGUUGGUUCAUAUAAACAAUUGAAAACACCAACCGAAUAUGUCUUGUCAUCACAAAUGCCAUUGGCUCUCGGUCGUGGUAUUUAUUUUGAUUUACAAAAUCCAAAAGGUUCGACUGUAUGUAAUAAAUUAUGUAUGACAACACAUUCAUGGAAAACCCUUCCCGAAGCUGCUUGUUUUAUUGAUAAUGUUCAAAAGAAAGGUGUCAAAUUCACUGAGCCAAACCUUCUACAUGAUGGCUAUACAAGUAAAGCAAGUACAUCGGAGAUUGAAGCACUGAAGGUAGCGACGCAAAAGUUAUGUGCACCAAAAACCAAAGGUUAA